AUGCCCUCUCGCUUUGGCACUGCGGUGCGAAUCUUCAUCACCACCCUCUUUGCCGCGGUGGUGCUCUUUGCCAUCCUGCUGGCGUAUGUGACUGGUUACCAGUUCAUCCACACCGAACAGCACCACCUGUCCUUCGGCCUUUACGGAGCCAUCCUGUCCCUGCACCUCCUCUUGCAGAGCCUGUUCGCCUACCUGGAGCAUCGGCAGAUGCGGGGGCCAUCCCGACCUCAGCACCUGCGCCGCUCUGUUGCCCUCUGCAUCGCCGCUUACCAGGAAGACCCGGACUACCUGCGCAAGUGCCUGCGCAGCGUCCGCCGCAUUUCCUUCCCCGGCCUGAAGGUGGUGCUGGUGGUCGACGGGAACAGGCCGGAGGACGCUUACAUGAUGGAAAUCUUCCAGGAGGUGCUGGGUGGGGCCGACCAGGCCGGCAGCGUGGUUUGGAAGGGGAACUACCACAGCGACGGAGGAGGGGGCGUAGCCGGCAGGAAGGGUUCGCUGCAUGCUGAAGAGGCAGCCCGGGUGGCAAGGGUGGUUCGUAGCCGUCGCUACUCUUGCAUCAUGCAGGAGUGGGGUGGGAAGAGGGAAGUGAUGUACACGGCUUUCAAAGCACUCGGCGACUCUGUAGACUACGUACAGGUGUGUGACUCCGACACAGUUCUGGAUCCUGCAUGCACCAUUGAGAUGCUGAAGAUUCUAGAGGAGGAUCCAACAGUGGGUGGAGUAGGAGGUGAUGUGCAGAUCCUGAACAAAUAUGACUCAUGGAUUUCGUUCCUGAGUAGCGUCCGUUACUGGAUGGCCUUCAACGUGGAACGGGCCUGUCAGUCCUACUUUGGCUGUGUACAGUGCAUCAGUGGCCCACUGGGGAUGUACCGGAACUCUCUAUUACAACAGUUCCUGGAACCCUGGUACCACCAGACCUUCCUCGGGAGCAAGUGCAGCUUUGGAGACGACAGACACCUCACUAACCGCGUCCUCAGCUUCGGCUACAAGACCAAAUUCACGGCACGCUCGCAGUGCCAGACGGAGACGCCAACGCGCUACCUGCGCUGGCUCAACCAGCAGACACGUUGGAGUAAGUCCUACUUCCGGGAAUGGCUUUACAAUGCCCUGUGGUUCCACAAACACAGCCUAUGGAUGACUUACGAAUCGGUGGUCACCGGGUUUUUCCCCUUCUUCCUCGUCGCCACCGUGAUCCACUUGUUCUAUCGCGGACGGUUGUGGAACAUUCUCCUGUUCUUGUUGACAGUUCAGCUGGUCGGCAUGGUGAAGGCCACCUACGCUUGCUUCCUGCGAGGCAGCCUGGUCAUGAUCUUCAUGUCCCUUUACUCACUACUCUACAUGUCCAGCCUGCUGCCUGCCAAGAUAUUCGCCCUGUUGACUAUUAACAAGGCGGGCUGGGGCACGUCGGGGAGGAGGAAGAUCGUGGUGAACUUCAUUGGGGCUGUGCCCGUGACUAUUUGGGCAGCUAUACUCCUGGGGGGCGUGGCUUACACCAUCUACUGUGAGACACAGGAGCCAUUCAGUGAAACAGAGAAGGCUCUGCUCAUAGCCGGAGCGAUCCUCUACGCUUGCUAUUGGCUCAUCCUCCUGGUACUCUAUUUGGCCAUAGUUGCCAAAAGGUGCAACAAGAGAGAGGAGCAGUACCAUCUGCCCUAUGCCGAGGCCUAA
This is a messenger RNA of Chanos chanos (milkfish), 1668 nucleotides long. RefSeq names its product hyaluronan synthase 3 (gene has3). Gene Ontology annotation, cellular component: plasma membrane. Lineage: Eukaryota; Metazoa; Chordata; Actinopteri; Gonorynchiformes; Chanidae. Gene Ontology annotation, molecular function: hyaluronan synthase activity. Gene Ontology annotation, biological process: extracellular matrix assembly; polysaccharide biosynthetic process; hyaluronan biosynthetic process. The coding region runs from base 1 to 1668 and encodes 555 amino acids. The record is from RefSeq and is a predicted model, not a curated record. The transcript is spliced from 3 exons.